Messenger RNA from Strongyloides ratti, 1770 nucleotides. RefSeq names its product High-affinity choline transporter 1. The coding region runs from base 1 to 1770 and encodes 589 amino acids. The record is from RefSeq and is a predicted model, not a curated record. The transcript is spliced from 5 exons. NCBI's taxonomy places the organism in Eukaryota, Metazoa, Nematoda, Chromadorea, Rhabditida, Strongyloididae. Gene Ontology annotation, cellular component: plasma membrane. Gene Ontology annotation, biological process: transmembrane transport; acetylcholine biosynthetic process; choline transport. Gene Ontology annotation, molecular function: choline:sodium symporter activity.
AUGAUUGAUUAUCUUGGCAUCUUAGCUAUUAUCUUUUUUUACCUUCUCAUUUUGAUUGUCGGAAUAUGGGCUGGUAAAAAAAGUGAUAAUCAAAAAGAAGGAGAACAAACUGAAGAAGUUAUGCUUGCAGGAAGAAAUAUUGGAACAUUAGUUGGAAUUUUUACAAUGACAGCUACAUGGGUUGGAGGUGCUUAUAUUAAUGGAACAGCUGAAGCUUUGUAUAAUGGAGGUUUAUUGGGAUGUCAGGCACCAGUUGGUUAUGCAUUAUCACUCGUUCUUGGGGGUGUAUUAUUUGCCAAAAAAAUGAGAAACGAAGGUUAUGUUACUAUGUUAGAUCCUUUUCAGAUAAAAUAUGGUCAACGUGUUGGUGGAUUAAUGUUCAUUCCAGCUCUUCUAGGAGAAGUUUUUUGGUCAGCUGCAAUACUUUCAGCAUUAGGAGCUACAUUAUCAGUAAUAUUACAAAUAGAUAUUAAUAUAUCUGUAAUCCUUUCUGCUCUUAUUGCUGUUUUUUAUACAUUCACUGGAGGAUUGUAUGCUGUUGCAUAUACUGAUGUUGUACAAUUGUUUUGUAUAUUUGUUGGUCUUUGGGUUUGUAUCCCAGCAGCACUUUUACAAGAAAAGACAUCAGAUAUUUCAAGAAAUGUUAGUGACUGGGUUGGUAGUAUUGGUGGUUUUCGUGAAACGUCAAAUUGGAUUGAUUGCAUGUUACUUUUAAUAUUUGGUGGUAUACCAUGGCAAGUAUAUUUUCAAAGAGUUUUAUCAUCAAAAACAUCACAAGGUGCACAAACAUUAAGUUUUAUUGCUGGAGUUGGUUGUAUUAUUAUGGCAAUACCACCAGCUUUAAUUGGUGCAAUUGCUAGAAAUACUGAUUGGAGAUUAACAGAUUAUUCACCAUGGAAUAAUGGUACAAAAGUUCAAAGUAUACCACCCGAUCAAACAAAUAUGGUUGUUCCAUUAGUUUUUCAAUAUCUAACACCUAAAUGGGUUUCAUUUAUUGGAUUAGGAGCUGUUUCAGCAGCAGUAAUGUCAUCUGCUGAUAGUUCAGUUUUAUCUGCAGCAUCUAUGUUUGCUCAUAACAUAUGGAAACUAACAAUUAGACCACAUGCUAGUGAAAAGGAAGUUAUUAUUGUGAUGAGAUUUGCCAUAAUUUUAGUUGGAAUUUUAGCAACAAUAAUGGCAUUGACAAUACAAACAAUUUAUGGCCUUUGGUAUUUAUGUGCUGAUUUGGUUUAUGUAAUCUUAUUUCCCCAAUUAUUAUGUGUUGUCUAUUUUGAAAAAUCAAACACAUAUGGAAGUUUAUGUGCUUAUAUUGUUGGUCUUGUUAUUCGGUUAUCUGGUGGGGAACCACUAGUUCACCUUCCACCUUCUAUUCAUUUCCCAAUGUAUGAUAUAGAAAGUGGUAUACAAUAUUUUCCAUUUAGAACAGUUGCAAUGUUAGCAUCAUUAUCAACAUGUAUUGGAAUUUCACUUUAUAGUAGAUAUUUAUUUACAUCAGGAAAAUUAUCACCAGAAAUGGAUUUUCUUAAUUGUGUAGUUAAUAUUCCUGCCGAAAGAAUAAGAUUACCAACUGAUACAAGUUUUAAUAUUAGUUGUGAAACACUAGCUUUGCAAAAAUUAAAUGGAUCGCAAAAUGGUGCAACUGCAACACAGAUACCAAAUAUACGAAAUAAUCAUCUUGAUCCAGGUAAUGGAUUACUUUCAGAGACUAGUGCUCUCCAUCCUCAAUGUCAUUCGGACAUGAAUUAUGAUACAUUACAAAAUACAAAAUAA